Messenger RNA from Benincasa hispida (wax gourd), 1999 nucleotides. RefSeq lists its product as uncharacterized. The record is from RefSeq and is a predicted model, not a curated record. Gene Ontology annotation, cellular component: plasma membrane; plasmodesma. NCBI's taxonomy places the organism in Eukaryota, Viridiplantae, Streptophyta, Magnoliopsida, Cucurbitales, Cucurbitaceae.
UGAAUGAAAGGUCCAACUUCAAAUUCGUCCAUUCCAUUUCCCAAACCAAAAGAUAAAAGAUUUUCAAAUUCCAGAGAAAAAUCAAGCUCGGUUUCUGCAAAGCUCAUCCCUCUCUCUUUCUCUCUGAAUGUGAGAACGAGAGCCAUUAUGUUCCUCCUCCGACCCAUCUCCCUCAUUUCCCUUCUCCUUUUCUCCCAUUCUUCACUCACCGUCUCUGCCCUCACUGCCAUUCCCAUCUUAGAAAACUCUGGUGGGGUUGAGGUUUUUCAAUUGUCGGAGCCAUGGAGGACUGGAAGAAGCCUUACGGAGCAGGACCCUGCUGUGAAUUCGUCUCUGAUUUUGGCCGAAGCCAGGACUCAGAGGAAAGACCCCCUCGAUAACUUCAAACCCUAUGUGGGUGGAUGGAAUAUCAGCAAUGAACAUUACUGGGCUUCUGUUGCUCUUACUGCUAUUCCAUUCGUUGUCAUUGCUAUUGCUUGGUUUGUGCUCUUUGGGAUAUGCUUGUUCAUCACCUGUCUUUGUUGUUGCUGUUGUCGGAGGGAGCCUUACGGCUAUUCUCGGACGGCCUAUGCCCUCUCUCUCGCUUUCCUCAUAUUCUUCACCAUCUCAGCAAUUGUAGGAUGUGUCAUUUUAUAUGUUGGUCAAGGGAAGUUUCAUAGCCGUACGUUGAGCACAUUGGACUAUAUAGUAGACCAGGCAGAUGGAACUGCUGAAAACCUAAAAAAUUUGUCAGCAUAUCUUUCUUCAGCGAAGUCUAUCGGAGUCGAUUCGAUAUUUCUGUCUGCAGACAUCCAGAAAGGAAUUGACAAUAUUGGUACAAAGAUAAAUUCUGUUUCUUCCACUCUUACUAAUGCAGCUUCUGACAACUCAGGCACGAUACAAAAAGGCCUAGAUGAAAACCGACUCAUCCUCAUUAUUCUUGCUGCUGUUAUGCUCUUGUUGGCAUUUAUUGGAUUCUUAUGUUCCAUCUUUGGAUUGCAGUGUGUCGUAUACACCUUGGUAAUAUUUGGUUGGAUUCUCGUUACGGUCACAUUCUUUCUGUGUGGCGUGUUUCUUCUUCUUCACAAUGUGGUCGGAGAUACAUGUGUUGCAAUGGAAGAUUGGCUACAGAAUCCCACUGCCCACACGGCAUUAGACGAUAUCCUUCCAUGCGUCGACAAUGCCACUGCCAAAGAAAUUCAGUCAGUAACCAAAAAUGUGAGUUUCCAACUUGUUAGUUUGGUCAAUGGAGUGAUCAACACAGUCUCAAAUGUCAACCCCCCUCCAAAUAUCGGCCCUCCUGUGAAUUACAAUCAAUCUGGCCCAUUGGUGCCACUUCUUUGUAGUCCGUUUCAUUCCAAUCUGACCGAUCGACCCUGCUCGGCAAAGGAAUUACAGCUGAACAAAGCUCCUGAGGUUUGGAGGGAUUUCACUUGUCAAGUAUCAGCCUCUAGCAUUUGCACCACCACUGGUCGGUUGACUCCAGCUUUCUACAACCAAAUGACAGCAGCAGCAAACGUGAGCUAUGGUUUGUAUCGCUAUGGACCGUUCUUGGUUGAACUCGUAGACUGUACAUUCGUUCGACAAGUGUUUACGGAUAUCAGUAACAACCAUUGCCCUGGCCUCCGACUAUACAUGAAAUGGAUAUAUGUUGGGUUGGUUUUGGUGUCUGGUGCUGUCAUGCUCUCCCUGAUCUUCUGGAUUAUAUAUGCAAGAGAGCGACGACAUCGUGUUUAUACAAAGCAGUUUGUUUCCAAAGCUCCAGAAGGACAAGACAAGGGCAGCUAGAUAUCAAUCCCAUAUGCAUUACACUAAACACUCGGCGUUUUUUGUCUUUCCAUGUACAUUAUUCUAUUACAUGACCAGCUUAAGAGUUCCAUUUAUUUGAUGUGAUUUUAAUGGGGUCACCUUUCUCUUGAUGAACAAACAUUGUUGUGAUUUUAAUGGGGUCACGUGUGAUGUUCUAUUUUAGGGGCAUAUUUUGUUUGAUAUAUUUAAAUAAUAUUAUGUUUAAUUAAAG